Messenger RNA from Alligator mississippiensis (American alligator), 1374 nucleotides. It is a transcript of the gene TMEM72, whose product is annotated as transmembrane protein 72. Bases 144 to 959 code for a protein of 271 amino acids. The transcript has 5 exons. Lineage: Eukaryota; Metazoa; Chordata; Crocodylia; Alligatoridae. The record is from RefSeq and is a predicted model, not a curated record.
CAUUCCCCUAGGGAAGGUCAUUGGACCCUUUGCAGGAGAACUGAGUUCCACCUCUGGAUAGGCCUUGCCACAGAGCCAUGUAGGUAUUGCAGUGGGGGAAGGCACUCCUACCAGUGGGUUGAAGUUUCUUGUCUCUCUCUGCCAUGGAGCACAAAGGGCUCUGGAAGACACUGGAGUACACCUGCAGACUGCUGGGGAUCUCCACAGCAGCAGUGCUGCUUGGAGUGGGAGCAGAGACUCUGCAGCAAGGACGGUUCAAGAGCCUGGCUUUCUACUUGCUUUUUUCAGGGGCAGCAGUGACUGUCUGUGAAGCCUCCUUCUUUGUUAGCCUGCUUUUGGGAACCUGCUUCAUAUGCCAACCAAGCUCCCUGACACAUGCCUGCUGGAAGCGAGUCAGACAACCAGGCAGCUUCCAGAAGUUCCUGGGUUAUGUGCUGCUCUCUGUGGCCUGCUUCUUGCACCCUGUCCUCAUCUGGCAUGUCACCAUCCCUGGCUCUAUGCUCGUGCUCACUGGCCUGGCCUACUUCCUGCUAAGCAAGAGACAGAAGAGCCCAGCCUGCAAGAAAGCAUGUGCCCAGCCAGAGCAGUAUAUUGACCCCUGCGCUACGGCUACAGCCACCACAGGCACUACAGAAACUGAGCAAACCUACACCUUCAACGAGGCACUCCAGAACCAGCAUACCUCCUUGUUCAGACACAUGAAGAACAUUCUGAAGGGUGGCAUGGAUGGGGGCAUUGCCCAGACUGCUGAGCCAACCCUGACCCUGCCCAACAUACUAGCGCCACACAAGCAGGUGCAUUUCCAGAAGAAGGUGGUGCAAAUCAUCCCCUCCAUCAAUGAGAGCCUGGAUGAAGAGAAGAACGAGGCUGAGGAGACCACAACUGACACAGCCCCCAUCCUCAUUCCCUCCAACACUCGGAUCUUCCUCACCCCCUUCAGUACCACAAGGCUUGUCUAAGGGAACCAGGGCAUGAUGAAGUAACAGAAGCCUGCAGGCCACGAGCCCUGAAUACAGGGUUCAGACAUGCUAUGCCUAAUGUCCCAAUGACCUGGCCAGACUGCCACAAGCCCUGCCAAGACAGGCCACAGAACUUGGGUGUCUGCAGCUGCCCCACAACCUGGCAGAGAGACCACUACGAUCACAGAAAGCACAGGGCUGCAAUUGCCUGCCCAAUUCCCAUUGCGGGCUCCAACCUUGAUGCUGGUGUCAUGAACCACUCUGGCAUCUAGAUGUUCUGGUGAAACCCCAGCUAUGUGUCAGUGUAUCCUGAGCCCUGUAAGACCCUGGUGGGCUGUGCCCAGGAAAUGGCAUAGCCCACCUGUAUUUCCGCACUGUAUUUCCAGAACAGUAAAACCUUUGCUCUAAGCCCUCA